CCAUCUAAAUCACAAAUUCACAACGCCAUCUCCAUCUUUCGUCUCUUUCUUUCUUUCUUUCUGGUGUGCUUUCUUUCUUCCUGUUCGUUUAUAUUAAAAUUCCGAUAUAAUAAACCAGAGCCCUAAUCGCCGUAUGGAGCAUCAGUCGUUCCACAAUCUCUUCGAACGCCGCCCAUUCAUCAAGUCCAAAACUCCUGCUGUUAAGUGGUUCAAAGAAUGGGUGCCCCAGGAUGUUGUAGCCACAGGUGGUAAAUGCUUGGUUUUGAAAUGGGUCACAGAUCAAAUCAAGGCCCUGCAAGACAAGACAGAAAAUCCCGUGACUUUAGUAGAACCUGAACCUGAACCAACUACUGAAGUUCUUUUCCUCUGCAGCUAUGAAGGUUGUGGCAAGACCUUUAUUGAUGCUGGAGCUUUAAGAAAGCAUUCUCACAUUCACGGCGAAAGGCAGUAUGUUUGCCAUUAUGAGAAUUGCGGCAAGAAAUUUUUGGAUAGCUCAAAGUUAAAGAGGCAUUUUCUAAUCCACACGGGUGAAAGAGAUUUUGUAUGUCCACAUGAAGGUUGUGGUAAGGCAUUCUCAUUAGAUUUUAACCUGAGGUCACACAUGAAGACUCAUUCGCAGGAGAACUAUCAUAUCUGCCCAUUUCAAGAAUGUGGCAAGAGAUAUGCUCAUGAAUAUAAACUUAAGAAUCACAUUCUGUCUCACCAUGAAAAGCAGAAUUUGAAUAACUUGUCUGAAUUUCCGCCCAAGUACGUCCAAGUCCAACAUGUGGAAAAACAGCCACCCAAUACCAAGCCGCCAAAGGUGGCUGCAUCCAGCACUUACGCCACAGCAUCAUCUGAUCGCCCUUACGCUUGUCCUUAUGAAGGAUGUGAUAAGGCUUACAUUCAUGAAUACAAGCUUAACCUCCAUUUAAGAAGAGAGCACCCCGGUCAUCUCCCUGAAGAAUAUCCAAAAAACGCCCCACGUAACAAAAACAACACAGAUGCUGACAUGGAUGCUGGUAGUGACCAUGAUGGUCAAUAUGCGGUAAAACGUGGGAACACCAAAAGCCAGAAACCGAGCCGCCCAAAACCCAACAUAAAGCUUCCUCCCACGAAAGCUGUGAAGCGUAAGGCACCACCUGCUGCUGCAGGCAAAAAGCAGCCAUGGCCUGUGGUGGUUAAGGCCGUGCAAGAAGAAGAAGAAGACAGUGAAGAGACGGAAGAAGAUAGAGACAACGGUGAGGAUGGAUGGAGGUAUGGUGGUGGUGGCGUUGAUAAUGAUGACGAUGACGAUGAAGAGACCGAAGACGAGGAUUAGUCUGGGGGAAAAUGUGUUUGGUCCAUGUAUGUUUUUGGUUAGAUUUUAUUAUUUUGUAAAUGCUAAAUAAGUGUCAUCCCCCCUUUGUAUUAGAAACCUUUUUUCGAUAUAAGAAUCGUACACUUGUAUUUUAGGA
Messenger RNA from Helianthus annuus (common sunflower), 1436 nucleotides. Its product is annotated as zinc finger transcription factor YY1. Gene Ontology annotation, molecular function: DNA-binding transcription factor activity, RNA polymerase II-specific; RNA polymerase II cis-regulatory region sequence-specific DNA binding. Gene Ontology annotation, cellular component: PcG protein complex; transcription regulator complex. NCBI's taxonomy places the organism in Eukaryota, Viridiplantae, Streptophyta, Magnoliopsida, Asterales, Asteraceae. Bases 134 to 1300 code for a protein of 388 amino acids. The record is from RefSeq and is a predicted model, not a curated record. Gene Ontology annotation, biological process: regulation of transcription by RNA polymerase II. The transcript is spliced from 6 exons.